Vombatus ursinus (common wombat) is the source of this 4323-nucleotide messenger RNA. RefSeq names its product CTD small phosphatase like (gene CTDSPL). The record is from RefSeq and is a predicted model, not a curated record. The transcript has 9 exons. The coding region runs from base 38 to 1063 and encodes 341 amino acids. Gene Ontology annotation, molecular function: RNA polymerase II CTD heptapeptide repeat phosphatase activity. Lineage: Eukaryota; Metazoa; Chordata; Mammalia; Diprotodontia; Vombatidae.
CCCCCUCCCCGGGCCGCCGCGGCCGGGAUCGGGGCCCAUGGACGCCCCGUCCAUCAUCACCCAGGUGACCAACCCCAAGGAGGACGAGAGCAGCCAGAGCCCCUGCAGCGGGCGCGACAAAGCGUCCCAGAGCAGCUUCAGCCUGAAGAAGCAGAGGAGCCGGAGCAUCUUCAGCUCGUUGUUCUGCUGCUUUCGCGGCUACGAUGCGGACCCCACGGCCAUCCGCAGCACGGGCGCGCCGCCCCCGGCGGUGGAGGAGAACGGGGGGCUUCAGAAGGGCGACCAGAGGCACGUCAUCCCCAUACCGAGUGCACAGGAAGCACAGCCAGUUCAGGACUCAAAGCCGGGCCUCAGGCCCGAGGGGCCGCCUGCCUCACCUUGGCUUCAGCUCCAGCCUCGGCCUCCACGUCCAGAAAUGCCUGUACAGUCCAGGCCGUGCCCUCUUAGCUCUGAGGGCGGCCCUCGAGACGACAAUAAGGAGGGGACGCUCACGAGACAGCCAUCAGCUAAAUACCUCCUUCCAGAACUGAAGGUACCAGACUACGGCAAGAAAUGCAUGGUCAUUGACCUUGAUGAGACCUUGGUGCACAGCUCAUUUAAGCCUAUCAGUAAUGCUGAUUUUAUUGUUCCGGUUGAAAUCGACGGAACCAUACAUCAAGUCUACGUCUUGAAACGACCACAUGUGGAUGAGUUUCUUCAAAGGAUGGGGCAGCUCUUUGAGUGUGUACUUUUCACGGCCAGCCUAGCGAAGUACGCAGACCCUGUGGCAGAUCUGCUAGACCGCUGGGGCGUGUUCCGGGCAAGGCUCUUUAGAGAAUCCUGUGUUUUCCACCGAGGAAACUACGUGAAGGACCUCAGCCAGCUGGGGCGGGAGCUGAGCAAAGUAAUCAUCAUUGACAAUUCUCCAGCCUCUUACAUCUUCCACCCAGAGAAUGCGGUCCCUGUGCAGUCCUGGUUCGACGACAUGGGUGACACCGAGCUGCUGGACCUAAUCCCCUUCUUCGAAGGACUGAGUCGUGAGGAAGACGUCUACGGCAUGCUUCAGAAGUUCUGCCACAGGUAGCCUUGGUCUCAUCCCUCCUUCCACCCUGGCUGUGGCUGAAACGCAUCCAGGCUCCGACCAUCUCCACUGUCCACGCUUGGAAAUGGACGCUGGGAGGAGGCAGUUUCUGCCAGACCUGGAAGGAAGAUGAACAGGGGCCACGUGCAUCAGGCCCUCGUCACCAGGGACAGCAAGGGGAGGCCCGGCCGGCUCUGCCACGCUUCCCGUCGGUCUCCGAGAGUAUGGUCGAUCAUGCCUCUUUUUAAAAAGGAAAAGAAAAUCACUAUUUUAAAAGGAACUCUUUUCAUGAAUUCCAUAAAUAGAAACAUGUUUUCCUGGAUCGCUUUUUCUUAAAACAUACCAAAAAAAGGAAUGAAUCUUGAUGUGUUUCAACGGUUGAACCCUGCUCCUGACCUUCCUUCCUCCAAUGCCAACAUUCAGACCUUCUCCCUCUCAUUCCUGCUUAGAGCAGUGGAACUGACUCUGAGUUUCUUUCCUACUGAAUGAAGUGCCUUUGGAAUGUUAUUUUGAGAUAAAAGUUAAUUUUUGUAUACUGCGUAUUUCCAGACAUCUUUUAAUCUUUUAUUGUCUAACUGCUUUAAAAAAAAAAAAAACAGGAGAGUUUUAUAGAGCACUGUAAUAUAUGAUAACUAAAAAAGCGGAGAGAAAGGGCAGCUGAGGUGCUGGGGCCCCUUCUGCCCCCGGAAUGGGAUUUGCUUCCACGGCUCCGGACACGUUUCCACGUCGGGCUUAAGAUCUUGGAAUCUUUCGGUGUUUCCCACGGUUCCGUGUUUGUCCUCAUUGUCUCCAUCCAUUCUGACAGCGUGUGUGUGACCUAAGCACCCUCGGAAAGGUUUCAUGUCAUGGAGUGUGUUGGUUGGGGUUUUUUUAAGUGGUCACAAAUUGGUCUUUCAGUCCCUUCCCCCCCAGAGAGACGAGACGUCUCAUCUCCUACCCUGCUGCCAUCCAGACACCCUUCGCGAUGCGAUGACAAAAGUCCCAUUGUCUUUGGAGGCAGAAAACAAAUGUCUCAACGUCUUUCCUUUCAAGUAGCCCAUUGGGGUGAGUCGGACACGCCCGUCGAGCUGUCCUGGGAGUUCUUUUUUUCAUUGCUGCUACUGUUCUGUCAGAGAUGGAGCUCUCCCUGGCGGCUGUGAUACUGUUCUUUGCCACCGUGCCUACACCAAAAACCCACUUGCUUUGAUCUGCCAAUAUGGGAAAUCUCGUCCCCCAACAAGGGGCACCCACCGGACCCAGGAGCUCUCUUGUCUCAACUUCUGGGGGACAUUAAGUGACAAAAGUACAGCAUCGUGCCCUGGCAUUCAUUUUGUGUUAGAGAGAGUCCUCACCACUGGGAUCAGUGGGCCAGCCUCGUGCCAAACAGGGAGAGAAAGAACACACCUUGAGAAGUUCUGGAAUGGGGGUGGGGGGCCUGCCCCCCCCCCCCCCCCCGAAGCUGGGCAUCUUACUCGAUCAGGGCUGCAGGGAAAGAGAGGGCUUUCGUUCCUCGUCCAGCAUUUGCAGCGAGGUCUGUAAGCCUUGUUGCACAAUAACACCAUCUGGAGAGCAUCGCUUAAAAAAGAACCAGCCAAUCUUUUAUGUAAGCACCAUCCCCAUGUCCUGUGUCCCUUCUCCAUCAGAGCCUCUCUGAUGGAGAAGCAGGGCCAGGGAUGCCCAGGUUAUGCGCAUGCUAGCUGAGGUCAAAACUGGUUUUUUGCUUUAAUUCUUAUUGGAAUGUGGAGUGAUGAAACUCAGCUGCCCAGAAGUGUGCCCCCUGCAUGGUGGGUGGCUGCCAUGGUGGCUUUGGCCCGCAGAGCAGUCUGAAGUGGGGCCUGGGGCCUGGAGCCCAGUCGGCUCACCAGCGUUUCCAUUCCAUGACAACUGUGGGUGGAGCCAUUGUUCGAUGCUCAUUCAUCAAACCAGUGAUUGAUCGAACCCAUUGCCUUAAAUGUCUGUGAAUGAAUGUUGAUCCUAAGUGUCUUUUCAUGUCUCAAGUCCCCACAUACACAGACAUUGGACCUUCUGUUCUGACCUCCGGCAGACAGAUGAAUUUCAACAAGAUACAACCAAAUUAUGUUCUUUCUUGGCAUCCCUGGACAGCCUUGAAAGAGGAUCGAGAGCCUUUAAAUUCACAAUGCAGGGAAGGCCGGGGCCCAGAGUUGUCUGCUCCCUACAGCUGGGGGAUGAUGACCCUUCUGAUGUGGAGUAUUUCCUGAAGCCACCGGAGCUGUUUGACUCAACAGGUGGCAGCUGGGUGUGGCCGCCUUCUGCCACCACUCAAGAUUCCGUCUUCAUUUCUGGCAAGACACACAUUGUCAGAGCACCUCCACUUUAAUGAAGCAAUAGCAUUGGAACCUUGAGGCCAGAAAACGAGUUGAAUGUUUGCUUUAAAAAGGAAAAAUGGAUACGGGUAUUUUUAAUUAUUGCCAUUAGUAAUGUAUAGGCAUUCAAAACCACAAAAGGUUAAAAAUGUUUUAUCUCCAUGUGCCAUAUGUCUCCCCCCCAUCGCCAAAGCAACCCUGAGUUCAGUUUUCUGUUAAGCCCAAGGAAAGGGUGGUUCACCCCGCGGUCUGGGGUCCUUUGCUCGCUAGGCUGCCGGGUGCCAAGCCUACAUGCCAAGUUACCGGACAGGACGCCUUGGGUUCUGGAAAUCCAGGAGCUGCCCCAGUGUCUGGGGCGGUGCCAGGGCUCCCCUGCUGCUGUUUCUCCGAUCUCUGAAAGCGUGUCUGCUUCACCCUCUGGAUUUCCAAAGUGUUCUGUUCAUUAAAAAGAAAGGUCCCCUGCUCCGCGUGGCCGGUGGAAGGGACGCUCCCUCGAUCACAUCCCAGGGACGCCAAGAGAGGCAGAUGACGAGGCCUUAGAGAGGAGAGAGCUUUGGGACCCAGCUGUGUGGUGGACAAACGGACACAGUCUUCUCUGUUUUAAAAGUCACUUUCUAAUCCAAUGCCACGCUGCAGCCCCCCGCAGACCGGGGAACAAGCUCCUGGCCACUGAUUUCCACGGUGCUGGGAUGGGUGGGAGUAAGCGGCGGCUGCUUGGGCUUCUCUUGGUUAACUAUGCAAACGAGUCUGUGUGGGUUUUGUUCCGUUUUGCUGUAAACUCGGUGCCGUCUGCCUUUGCUCUGCGCAGAUUGCGCUCCGGUCAGCAGGGGGCAUGUUGCUUGUCUGGACAGGCCUGCAGAAGCGUGCCCAGGGAGCGCGAGGGCCACGGGAGGAGUGCCGUCACUCGGCAGGGGUGCCAUGCUUUCCUCACUGUCAAAAAUAAAAGUUUUUAACAAUGGA